Messenger RNA from Linum tenue, 1859 nucleotides. Lineage: Eukaryota; Viridiplantae; Streptophyta; Magnoliopsida; Malpighiales; Linaceae. The record is from the annotation of a GenBank genome assembly.
AGGAGGACCACAAUAGCAAGCAGAGUAGAGCAGCCAUGAAAGCUUUCCCACUUUCUUCACCUCUCCCGUCUCUUCACUCCCCAAAGUCGCUCAUUCAUGCCCAACUGCGCAAACCCAAUUUUUCAAAAUUUGGUCCUGUUCUCCUCCCAUUACUUCACAGCAGGGCACCCUCAAAAUUCAAGCUCUUCUCUUCCCCUGUUUCGGCGGAUCACCAUGUACCGCUUGAAGCAGCUGAGGGCACUGCCCUGGCCUCCGAAAGAUCGGAGAAGUUCGACUGGUACUCCCAGUGGUACCCGCUGAUGCCGGUGUGCGAUUUGGACAAGAAGGUCCCGCGUGCUCUGAUGGUGCUGGGGAUGGAUGUGGUGGUGUGGUGGGACAGGAACGAGAACGCAUGGAAGGUGUUCGACGAUAUGUGUCCGCACCGUUUGGCUCCGCUGUCCGAAGGGAGGAUUGAUCCAGCGGGAAGGCUGCAAUGCGUUUAUCACGGUUGGUGUUUUGAUGGCUCGGGAAACUGCAAGCUCAUCCCUCAAGCCCCUGCCGAUGGUCCUCCGGUUCAGACAAGCAAAAGGGCAUGUGUUGCAGCUUACCCAACAAUUGUGCAUCAUGACAUGGUGUGGUUUUGGCCCAACUCGGAUCCUCAGUACAAAGACAUCAUUGCGAAGGAGAAACCUCCUUACUUCCCAGAGUUGGAUGAUCCUUCAUUCACUACGGUGAUGGGGAGCCGUGAUCUUCCUUACGGGUAUGAGGUAUUGAUAGAAAACCUCAUGGACCCUGCCCAUCUUCCCUAUGCGCAUUUCAAGCUCGGAUCAACACAACCAUUUAAGGAAAUGCGCGAUAGAGAAGGGGGAAGACCACUUGAUUUUAUAGUGAAGACACAAGGGAUAGAAGGAUUUGAUGCAGAUGGGUUCGGCUACAUUCAGUUCAAGGCACCCUGCUUCCUCUCUUAUCGUAUUACAACACCUGCCGGAAACAAUAAGGAAUCUGUGCCGCGGAAGGCGGCUUUGAUCUUCAUGAGCGUUCCUGUGAGUCCAGGCAAUAGUAGAUACAUUUGGGCCUUCCCAAGGAACUUCGAUAUUUGGGUGGACAAAGUUUUACCUAGAUGGAUGGCUCACAUGGCAACAAACAUAAUCUUGGAUUCCGACUUGUAUCUUCUUCAUGUCGAGCAGGAACGCAAAAUCAAGGAAAUGGGGCCUAAGAAUUGGCAGAAGGCAUGUUUUUUGCCGAUCAAGUCCGAUGCUCUAGUGAUUGGUUUCAGAAAUUGGUUCAGCAAAUAUGGCGAUGGCAAAAUUGACUGGAGAGGCAAGUACACUGAUGAUCUUCCUCCAACCCCACCAAGAGAACAACUCAUGGACAGGUACUGGACCCAUGUGGUUAACUGUAGCAGUUGCAAUGGUGCAUACAAGGCUUUGAAUGCUACUGAAACGAUCAUUAAGGUCGUUUCCGUUGGAUUAAUCGGCAUUGUUGCAGCCACUACGCAAGGGAUGCUGUCAGCUGCUGCGAGAACUAAGCUUGCAGUCUUGGCUACAGUAUGCUAUGUAACUUCAAGAUGGUUGGCUCAUUUCAUUUAUAACAACUUUCGCUACCAUGAUUACAGCCACUCGAGCCCUGAAAAGGUGAUGCUUCUUGUUCGAAUUUGGAAGGUAGGCCUUUCUUAAUUAGUAGCUGUAACGAAACGGAGAAUUUGGUUUGUCGUUAAUUAUCUGCCUCAAUGUGUACCCACUAUGUGGAAAAUAGUAGUUAAAUUCGCACAACAGAGUGCUUGAUACCCUAUGGAAUUUAUGCUGCUUUAAUUUAGUCCUACAGAUUCUUUAGAGCUUCAACUAUACCUCUAUGUACUCCUACUUGCAAAGAAUUCUUCG